AUGGGGAGGGCCUUAGUUAUCUCUUGCGCCGCCUUCUCGGCGAUUGGUGGUUUCCUCUUCGGUUACGAUUCUGGGAUCGCCUCGUCAACCAUCGCACAGCCUCAGUUCAUAAAAUAUUUCGAGCACCCCAGCGAUGCUGUGGCUGGUGGGAUUGUUUCAGCAUUCCAAGGUGGUGCAAUCAUUGGCUGUCUGACAGUGACAUACCUUGGGGACGUUCUUGGUAGGAAGCGAAUGAUCUUCCUAGGAUCGUUGAUAGCUAUUUUCGGAUGUGCCCUGCAAGGCGGUGCAGUCACCAUUGCGAUGCUUAUUGCUGGACGCUUUUUCGCCGGAAUUGCAGUAGGACAACUAAGCAGCACCGUGCCUAUCUACUGUGCUGAAAUUGCUCCUCCAAAUAUCCGCGGUUUGCUCGCAGGAUUGCUACAGUGGAUGUUAUCGUGGGGUUUCUUCGCUGCACAGUGGAUUGGAUAUGGGUCUACAUUCUCCACGUCUUCAUUCCAAUGGCGUUUCCCACUGUCUUUCCAAGUUGUGCCCGCACUAAUCCUGGCUAUCGGUAUCCUGUUUUUGCCAGAGUCCCCUCGCUGGCUCAUGGAGAAAGACAAGCCGGACGAAGCCCUGACGACUCUACGUCAACUCCACUACAAUGGCCACAACGAUGAUUUCAUCGACUUAGAAUUCACUGAAAUGCAAACCUCAAUUCGUGCAGCCGGUGUCAACAAUAAAUUAUCCUGGACAGAAAUCGUGAAAAAUCCCUCCUGGAGACGUCGCCUUGUGCUGGGAUGUAGCAUCCAAGCGUUUGGCCAGCUAUCGGGAAUCAAUGUCAUCAAUUAUUAUGGCCCUCGCAUCUACGAAUCACUUGGAAUUAGCACAUCUGGUGCUCUCAUGAUUACUGGCAUUAACGGAACAACUGGUAUUGUGGAAAACACUAUAAUCCUCCUACUUAUAGACAAGAUUGGGAGGAUUUGGCCCAUCACAAUCGGGGCUUUCGGCAUGGCCGGCUGCAUGCUUACUAACGCUAUAUUGAAUAAGAAGUUUCCGGCUAAUGCCACGAAUCCUAACAGUAACGCCUUACGUGCCCAAGUGGGGAUGAACUUCGUUUUUCAACUGGCUUUCCAAUCCCUCGGAUGCAUCUCGUGGAUAUACCCUGCCGAGAUCUUCCCUACCGAGAUCCGAGCUCUCGGGACCUCGCUGGCUGCUCUUACCAACUGGUCUUUAAGCCUAAUAUUUGCUCAAUGCAGCCCCAUAGCCUUGAGUUCCAUUGGUUUUAAUUAUUUCUACUUUUUCUUCGCCUUCAAUCUCAUUUCUGGUAUCUGUUAUCUUGCAUUCUACCCCGAGACUAAGGGCCGAACUCUAGAGCAAAUGGACGCUCUCUUUGAAGAUGAAAAAGCUAUUCCAUCUCUGGAAUACGGCGAUAAAGCGGCUGAGAUAACAACUAAGAAUAGUCAACCCACGGCCCAUGUUGAGAAGAUAUAA
Messenger RNA from Pseudogymnoascus verrucosus, 1470 nucleotides. RefSeq lists its product as uncharacterized. Gene Ontology annotation, biological process: carbohydrate transport; transmembrane transport. NCBI's taxonomy places the organism in Eukaryota, Fungi, Ascomycota, Leotiomycetes, Thelebolales, Thelebolaceae. The transcript is spliced from 6 exons. Gene Ontology annotation, cellular component: membrane. The coding region runs from base 1 to 1470 and encodes 489 amino acids. Gene Ontology annotation, molecular function: carbohydrate:proton symporter activity. The record is from RefSeq and is a predicted model, not a curated record.